Phlebotomus argentipes is the source of this 2791-nucleotide messenger RNA. Its product is annotated as collagen alpha chain. The transcript is spliced from 5 exons. The coding region runs from base 138 to 1331 and encodes 397 amino acids. Lineage: Eukaryota; Metazoa; Arthropoda; Insecta; Diptera; Psychodidae. The record is from RefSeq and is a predicted model, not a curated record.
CCAGCGCCACUGCCAGACGGCGGCGAGCAGUGUCGUUGCGGUGUGUCAAAUUUGCUGUGGAGAAAAUUUUGCUGCGGAGUACUUUAUUGUAUUUUUGAGGCAUUUCCGGGUGACGGAGAGUGGAUACAGUGGACGAGAUGGACAACAACAGCAACCACCCACCGGUGAGGGGUGGUUUUCGCGGCCGGGGGCCGUACAGAGGCUUCGAUAUGCGCGGCCGUGGCCGGGGGCGCGGUAUGGGACGCGGCGGGCCAAUGGGCGGCCGCGGGAUGCCGCCCAUGAUGCGAGGACGGGGCUUUAUGCGAGGUCCACGCGGAAUGGGGCUCGGGCCGCGCGGAAUGGGCCCACCAAGGUCAUCGCGUGGCAUGGGCAGGAGUCAGGGCCCCGGCGGACCUCCAGGUACGAACGACGAGGACGCGGCGCCCAGGUGUCUCACCACGGUUUCGACCUUUGCAGGCUCGAACAAUACGGCGGCGCCCGAGGAUGGCUCACCCAUCCAGACCACCACGUCCGCCGGCUCCGCGCGGGGCGGCUUCCCGCGGGGCCGUUUUAUGCGCGGUCGUGGCUCUUUCGGCGGCCCCGGGGCCCCCAACAACACCACAAUUCCCGGCACGGGACCCGAUCCCAAGCCCUUCAACCGCUCAGACGGCGGUAAGCCGCGCGGCUACAUGGGGCGCGGCGGCUUCAGGGGCGGCUUCAGCAGGCCCAUGCGGGGCAGCAACCUGCUGACGCCCCAGGGCAAUGGAAAUGUGGCCCCCGUGCCGUCGCUAAAGCGCAACGGGCCUGGAGGCAUGCCCGGGCCCAAGCGGGGGCGCUUUGACUCGGGCCCACCCGCGCGAGGCUUCGCCCCAAAGCCCAACUACGCCCAGUCAAAUCCCUCGCACAUGAACCAAUACAGCCAACCGCAAGCGGCGCCCAAUCACCAGGGAUAUUCGGUGCACGAUGGAAAUCACCAGCAAGGCAUGGAUCCCUAUGCGCAGUCUUAUCAACAGGCUCCGCCGCAGAAUUACAGCAACAACGGCUACGCCCAGACGGGCUACACUGAUCCGAAUGUGCAGAGCACAGGCUAUGCUCAGACCACCGGAUAUGAGCAACACUAUCCGGACUACAACAAUUCAAACACGUAUGGCACGCAAGACAAUCGGUAUCAGUACAACAACACGCAGGACUACCAAAGCGGAGGCUAUGGAACGACUACCGAUGGCUACAAUGCCGCUCCGCAAGAUCCCUAUCAGCAGUCUUCGUACGAUGACAGAACAUACAACACGAGUUAUGAUACCACUGCAUAUAAUCAGGGAUCGUACCAAAAUCACGCCACUGGCUAUUACUAAAGGAGCCACUUUUUGGCCACAGCGAGACGAUAGAGAGAAAAUCAUUGCUGAGAGAAGAGAAUUUUACAGAGGACGCAAGAAAGGUAAGAUAGUCAUGUAAGCGAAUACAAAAGAAAAGAGAGGAAGAAAAGGAGAAAAAUAGGGAUUAGUAUAGAAGUUUACUGGUUAAUAUCUUGAGUAUGAGAAAAAAUAAAACUUACUGACAAACAAAGAAAAAAAAACAAAUAAGAGGGAUAUAAUAAUGAGAACACAUACAUAUUAAUCAAAAUAAAAAAAGAAAAGGGACUAAAAAGAUGAAAAUGAAAAGAAGAAUUAUUGAAAAAAGGCAGAAGUAAUGGAAACUUUACAAAUGAAUAAUAAUUGAAUUGAAAUGAUGUUGAAAAUACUGCACGAUUAAAUUCUACUGAAUUUUGUACUUUCCGUACAGUGAGUUUUUUUCGUUUUAUCAAUAAGAUUAUUGAGAAAGUUCUUUACAACAAAAUUAAGGUUUUAACUUUGUGAUCUCUAUAAUUAUCAAGAUUUUUUUUUCUUUAAUAGCCAAGAUGAAAAAGUGACUAUCUUUCUAUAUCAAAUUUCUUUAAUGACCAAAUUAAUGUUUUUAUUCACACGGACACAAUUAUUAGACCAUUGAAAAGUAUCUUCAAACAAGGAGAAAAAAAGAGUAUGAAGAGAGAAAGAUUAAUAAUAAUAAUAAUAAUUAACUAGAUAAUAUUGAAGGAAAUAUUGAAUGAUAAAUUGUUCUCCAAGUUUAUUCACAAUUUAUAUAUUAAACGCAAGGAUAACAUUUUAGUAGGAAUAGUGAAAGAUGAAAUAAAAGUGGAAAAUAACUUAGAGUUUCACUACAAGAUUCGGAGAACAAUAUUUUGCGCGGAAGAAUCUUCGUGAGUUUGAAAAAAGAAAUUAAAAAGAAAACAGGUAGAAAAUGGCAUGAAAAGAAUUGCAAAUCACAUUUAGAAAGCUCUUCGUGAUUGUCAAAAGAUAGCAGAUUGUGAGUAGUAAAAAAGUCCUUUUUUAGGCGCAUUUUAGUGACAACCUUGACUUUAACCAUCAUUUGUAAUAAUUGUAAUAUUUACCUUUAUUCACGAGUAAUUUGUAUGUUUAUGAAAUUCAUAUGUGUGUGUGUAGAAGAUUAUUGGACAGAUGCACUAUAGUUGCUAAAUCCUACCUUAUAUAUAUAUACUUACAGAAUAUUAUUAGAUUUUAGGGUUAGGAUAAUUUUUUUAUCAAACAAAACAAUGAAAUCUUCAAAUUCAAUCCGCCGUGCACGAUUUUGCACUGGUCAAAGACAGGAAAAAAUGUAGGUUUUUGAAUGCUUUCAAACAAAAAUAGGCAAAAAGUUUAUAUAGCAUUAUAGACUCAAGGACUCUGUAUGUGUGUGUAUUUGUUAAAAAAAUAUAUAUUCUGUGGCAUUGAUAAUUAAAAUGAUAUUCUGAGAAUUCUAAAAAUGGCAUUUGAUGAAG